This is a messenger RNA of Zingiber officinale, 1286 nucleotides long. Its product is annotated as transcription factor PCF2-like. Lineage: Eukaryota; Viridiplantae; Streptophyta; Magnoliopsida; Zingiberales; Zingiberaceae. Gene Ontology annotation, molecular function: sequence-specific DNA binding; DNA-binding transcription factor activity. The record is from RefSeq and is a predicted model, not a curated record. Gene Ontology annotation, cellular component: nucleus. Bases 29 to 1069 code for a protein of 346 amino acids. The transcript has a single exon.
GCUUUGAGGGUUUAAUUUGUUGGCUGCCAUGGAUGCUUCUUUGGCCAAGGAAGACGGCGGCAGCGCCGGGAAAGCGGGCGGUGCUACGGGAGGUGGAAGCGGUGGAGGAGCGGCGGCGGCCUUUCCGGUCCAUCGUAUGAUCGCGCCGAAGCCGGAGCCAAUGGAGUUUCUAGGCCUCGGUGCGCUUCCGAUCGUUCGGCGUCCGGCCGCAAGGACCAAAGACCGGCACACCAAGGUGGAGGGGCGGGGGCGGCGCAUCCGGAUGCCGGCGGCGUGCGCCGCCCGGAUCUUCCAGCUCACCCGGGAGCUAGGGCACAAGUCCGACGGCGAGACGAUCCGCUGGCUGCUCCAGCACGCCGAGCCCGCCAUCAUCGCUGCCACGGGGACGGGGACCGUCCCGGCGAUCGCCACCGUGGUUGACGGCGCGAUCAAGAUCCCCACCGACGCCCCUACCUCUUCCUCCUCCGUGGGGCUGGUGUCCACAUCCGGAGAGGAGGAGUCCGCCGCCGCCGCGAAGCGGCGCAAGAAGCUCCAGCCUUCGCGCGCGUCCGCGGCCUCGGCCGCCUCCCUCGCCCCCAUCGCGGCGGCGUUCUACCCGGUUCAUGAUCCCCUACUCCAGGGGGGAGGCGCCAUCUCGAUAUCCACUGGGCUAGCGCCAAUCGCCCCGACGGGGGUUGUACCGAUGUGGGCGGCCGCCCCAGUUUCUGGCGGAGGGCGUGUCCUCCCACCCGGAGCUCUGUGGAUGCUGCCGCAGCCUACGGCAGUGUCGGAGCCUUCAGGGCAGACUGCACAGAUAUGGGCCUUCCCUCCGGCCUCGCAAUUCAUAAACAUCUCCGGGACACCGCCCGCAGCGGCGGCGGCGGCCGCGGCCGCAGUGUACCAUGGCGGCGCCUUGGCUGGCGUCCACGUCUCCUCCUCCGGCGAUUUCGAGCAAUCGGCUGCACCCACAGAGAAGAAGAAGCAAGAGCUACAACUGAUGGGAUUACCGCCGGAGGCGGCUGGGCAAGACGACGAGGAGGAUGAAGAGGAGGAGGAGGAGGAGGAGUCGGAAUCGGGUGCAGCGGAUUGAAGGUUUUCCACUUCAGCCCCUUAUUUUUUCCUAAUUGAAAUCUGAUAUUAGAAGUCUAGGCGACAAAAAUCCGCCCUUUCCUCCGGUUAACUUUAUGGGUAUGGUAAGAGAAAGGCUGCCCACGUGCGCACGUGAGCGGGGGUGUAAAUUUCAACAUUGUUUAAAAUUGCCUGUUGGUGGUCCACGUCUCGCGUGGGUCAUGCUCAUCGUGGUCAAA